Molecule: messenger RNA, 2827 nt
Organism: Zingiber officinale
Lineage: Eukaryota; Viridiplantae; Streptophyta; Magnoliopsida; Zingiberales; Zingiberaceae
Product: mechanosensitive ion channel protein 2, chloroplastic-like
Exons: 15
Coding region: 583-2589 (668 amino acids)
Biological process (GO): transmembrane transport
Cellular component (GO): membrane
Source: RefSeq, a predicted model, not a curated record
CAGUGCAACUGAACCGGUCAAAUCACUCUACUUACGAGAGCGACGCGGACCGAACGCACCGCUGAAAUCGAACCGCUGGCCGGCUCGAUUGGUUGAGUUGUUAUUUGGGCCAGACAGGGGAUGGAUAAGCUUCUGACGCUGCACGAAAUUGGUUGCUUAGUGGGCAUGUCGUUCCACUUGGCAUGCAUCCAUUGGUCCUUUACAUGACUCGGUUCAUACGCAAUCAUUGGAGACAGACCCCGUGUUCCCUCGCAGUCAACGCCGUCGACAUUCCGGGCCGCCCUCCGCCUGGCCCAUCCAACGGUCCGAGUCGAUCGCCUCCGAGUAAGAUAAAACUGAAGCAUCGCCGCAGCUUCGUGCCGUUAUCUCCUCUCCGCAAAACUCCGAUCUCUCUCUCUCUCUCCCGGGUCGAUCGUCCAGUGUUUGUUCCUGAUCGAAUCAAGCUGUUCGAUCUCGAUUCUGGGAGGUAGAUCUCGUUCCCUUGUUCGAUCGGUUUUAGGGAUUCAGGGUCCGUUUCUAAAUUUUUUCUUUAGAUCUCGUUCUUGGAAAAUUCUAGCAGCUAAGUCGUAUUUCAUUCUGAAAAUGACGGUUGGAUCUUCGCUACAUUUGCUCCAUGAACUGUGUGUUGCCCAAAGCUUUCCCCAAAACAGUCGACCUAAGAACUUUAGAUCAAAGGAGUGGAACCGGGUGAAGGCUUCUCUCCUUUCUUCUAAUGUUUGGAGAAAAGAUGCUCGGAGUGUCCAUGUUUCAAACGGGACAUACAAGUCGAGGUUUUGCAUUACAUACAAAUGCAGUGUUUUCAAAUGCCAGUCAUUUAAUAUGCCAAGCACUGGAGAUGUAAUCCCUCAUUUAAGAAAUACUACGUUGGCUUUGACUAGAUCAUGCAAUGCAUUGUUUGGAAGUCAUUCUCUUCAAUUAAUCCCUGCUGUUGGACUUAUUGCUUUUUCUAUAUGGGGUCUUGGGCCGAUGGUGUGCUAUCUUAGAAGCCUAUUUAGUAAUGACAGUAACUGGAAAAAGAGUAAAACAUACUAUAUUUCAACCUCAUACGUUCAACCACUGCUUCUUUGGACCGGAACCAUGCUUAUCUGCAGAUUUUUGGAUCCUGUAGUUCUACCCUCUGAAGCAAGCCAAAUAGUUAAAAACCGAUUUCUGAACUUCAUAAGAUCCUUAUCAUCAGUUUUGGCCAUUGCCUAUUGUUUCUCAAGCUUCAUUCAACAGUCACAAAAAUUCUUCACUGAGACUAGUGCUGAUGAAACAAGAAAGAUGAGUUUCCAAUUUGCUGGAAGAGCUGUAUAUACAGCGGUAUGGGUUGCUGCUGUUUCUUUAUUUAUGGAGCUGCUGGGAUUUUCUACCCACAAAUGGGUCACUGCUGGUGGUCUUGGUACAGUUCUACUGACUCUUGCUGGCCGUGAGAUAUUUACAAAUUUUCUUUCAAGUGUUAUGAUACACGCAACUCGGCCUUUUGUUGUCAAUCAAUGGAUUCAGACUAAGAUUGAGGGCUAUGAUGUUUCUGGUAUUGUAGAGCAUGUUGGCUGGUGGUCUCCGACUAUCAUAAGAGGUGAAGAUCGUGAAGCAGUUCAUAUUCCUAAUCAUAAAUUCACUGUUAAUGUUGUGAGAAACCUCAGCCAGAAGACACAUUGGCGUAUUAAGACCCACAUUGCCAUCAGUCAUUUGGAUGUUGAUAAAAUUGGCAACAUUAUAGCAGAUAUGCGAAAAGUUUUAGCAAAAAAACCUCAAAUAGAACAGCAGAGGUUGCAUCGAAGAGUAUUUCUGGAUAUUAUCGACCCAGAAAAUCAAGCUCUUAUGAUUCUUAUAUCAUGCUUUGUCAAGACCUCACAUGUUGAGCAGUACCACUGCGUAAAGGAAAGUGUUAUGUUAGAUCUCCUCAGAGUCAUCAGCCAUCACAGAGCUAGACUCGCAACUCCUAUUCGUACCGUCCAGAAAAUAUACAAUGAUACAGAUGCUGAAAACAUUCCCUUUGCAGACAGUGCUUUUAGACAUCCUGCCUCAUCCCGUCACUCAUUUUUUUUGAUUGAUUCUCAAUCAAGACUGAACAGUGAAGACAAGUUCAAACCUCGUGCAAACCAAGAUCAAAUCAAUAAGACUGCUGCUACAAUAGAGACCAAGUCAGUUCCAUCUACUGGUGGUGGGAACUCAUCCAGGCACCAGAGGAAGGCAGAUUCUGGAGAUGCUUUGCCAAAAAACAUGAAAGCUGGCAUAGCAGAUGCACCCUCAUUCGAUUUUUCAUCCACAUCACAGCUUUGCAACCCAGAUACGGAAGAGUCGACUCCAAGAGUUGAUAGCCAAAAGCCUUCAGCGUCUGUGGCUGUAGGUGAGGGAGUUGAUACAAAAAAUGUAGAAAAGGUGCAGAGUAAGAAACUGCAAGCACCCAAGCCAGUCUUCGAAGAUAACAUUGUCCUAGGGGUGGCUCUUGAAGGGUCAAAGCUUACACUCCCCAUCGAAGAAGGAAUGAGUUCAUCUGCGCAAUUUGAUGGAAAUGAGGUUACCUUUGGCAGCAGUGUUAAUUCACCUAUUAAGACUUCUAAGGAAAUUAAAGGAUCAGUUGACAAGAGGGACCAUGAUAGCUGACUCUGGGCAUUAUGACCGCUCGAGGUGACAUUAUGACCAAAUGAAAAAAAAAAAUCUUGUUGAAUUGAUUUGGAUGACCUUGUUUAUAGGCUGAUGAAAUAGUGGCAUCCGAUUUGUCUGUUUUGAUUAUCAUUGUAUACAGGACAUGGAUGAGGAAUUACUUUUGAUUUUCCUCUCCAAGUUGUUUCUUAAUAAACAAGCUGUGAGCUGAAUAAAAGAAAAAAAAAACAUUGUUAUA